UUGACCUUCCAUGCGAUGUAUCGGAGCAUAUUGGCACAUGCACGUAAACUGUAGUAGUAUCAAAGAAGAUGGUGUUUGGCAUGGUCUUGUUUUGUGUAGCGGCGUACGAAAAUAAGCAUUUCAGAAGUGACUUGUGCUUUGGCUUGUUCCCAAGUUGCACUGUGCUCAACGGCGCCACGCGUAGCCGCGCAUGCGUCCGCUGCACUGCCGUGCUGCCACAAGUCGUUCCUGACACUGACACGCACACUUCAAGUCCUCCCCUCCAUCUCCCAACCAGCAACAGCACCAGCAUCCAGAUACUCCUGCAUCCUUUGUGCCAUGGCAGAUUGGCCGGGAGGCUUGUUGCCACUGCCAACCACGCCCCGUCCUCCUGCCCAGCGGCCCCCGCGGAGCGGCCAAGCGUCGACGGAAUACUCCUCCUCCUCGCUCCACCGGCGCGCCCAGUUCUCCUCCCACGCGCCCACCAACUCCAACCCCAACGCCCAGCUCCUCGCCAUCCUCGCCCUCGCGGUCACCCUGGCCGCGCUCCUGGCCCUCGCGGGCGUCACGCUCACCGCCGCCUUCGCGGCGCUCGUCGUCCUCAGCCCGCUCUUGCUCCUCACCUGCCCUCUCUGGGCGCCGCUGGCGCUCGUGGCCAUCGUCACGGGGGCCGCCUCGCUCGUCGCCUGUAGCCUCGCCGUGGCCGCGCUCGGCGCGGGCACGUGGGCGUAUCGGUACUUCGCCGGGCGGCAUCUGGUGGGCGCGCGCCGGGUGGACUACUACACGCGUGGCCGGUUCGCGUACGCGGGGGGAAGCCACGUGGCGACGGGCUACUAUGGGCCAGGGUAUAGCCGGAGGAUCAAGGACGUCGCGCCCGGGGCGUAGGCCGUUGGAGGCGCAUGCGUAUCGGCUCUCUCGUCCCACUGAUAACGGAGACACCGUGGUGAAUCGUUGAUCCUGUCAACCGGGUUUGCCGUGGCUGAUGGUGGGUUUCGGAUAACAAGGCCGGCAGCCGGCAGCCGGCAGACAAAGGUUAUCGUGCUGGGGACAACGGCAGGCAGCAUGGAGCGGUACAAAAACAGUGGGAUUAGGUAGCCGUUGCAUCUGUGUAUACCGUGUAGUCCGCGUUUAUCUGUCAAUAACGGUGCCCCAACGUGCCCUCAGUCAGGAUGUAGUUGUGAACCUGAAAUUGAAAUUUGUGAUUGAAAGUUAAGUACGGAGUACGUGUUUUUAUAAAAUUUCAACGAAACAUGAAACAUUUGUUUUCGUGAA
Brachypodium distachyon (stiff brome) is the source of this 1251-nucleotide messenger RNA. RefSeq names its product oleosin 14.9 kDa. Lineage: Eukaryota; Viridiplantae; Streptophyta; Magnoliopsida; Poales; Poaceae. The record is from RefSeq and is a predicted model, not a curated record. The transcript has a single exon. Gene Ontology annotation, cellular component: membrane; monolayer-surrounded lipid storage body. Bases 319 to 864 code for a protein of 181 amino acids. Gene Ontology annotation, biological process: lipid storage.